GAGCGCGGGCGGUGGAAGCGCGGGCCACGGGAGCAGCGCACGGCACACGGGUCCCGACGCGUCUCCACCGCGCAGCCGAGCUUCCCAGGGUCCACGCAGCCACCAGCCAGCCAAGAUGCCCAAGCCGAUCAAUGUCCGGGUGACCACCAUGGAUGCGGAGUUGGAGUUCGCCAUCCAGCCAAAUACCACCGGGAAACAGCUUUUUGAUCAGGUGGUAAAGACAAUUGGCCUCCGGGAAGUGUGGUACUUUGGCCUUCAAUAUGUAGACAAUAAAGGAUUUCCUACCUGGCUGAAACUUGAUAAAAAGGUAUCUGCACAGGAGGUCAGGAAGGAAAAUCCUGUCCAAUUCAAGUUCCGGGCCAAGUUCUACCCCGAGGAUGUAUCUGAGGAGCUCAUCCAGGACAUCACACAGAAGCUGUUCUUCCUCCAAGUCAAGGAGGGGAUUCUCAGUGACGAGAUCUACUGCCCCCCAGAGACAGCUGUGCUCCUGGGGUCCUAUGCAGUGCAGGCCAAGUUUGGAGACUACAGCAAGGAAAUGCACAAGUCUGGAUACCUCAACUCGGAGAGGCUAAUCCCUCAGAGAGUCAUGGACCAGCACAAGCUUUCCAGGGACCAGUGGGAGGACCGGAUCCAGGUGUGGCACGCUGAACACCGAGGGAUGCUCAAAGACAGUGCUAUGCUGGAAUACUUGAAGAUUGCCCAGGACCUGGAAAUGUACGGAAUCAACUAUUUCGAGAUCAAAAAUAAGAAGGGAACAGACCUGUGGCUUGGAGUUGAUGCCCUUGGACUAAAUAUUUAUGAGAAAGAUGACAAGUUGACCCCAAAGAUUGGCUUCCCUUGGAGUGAAAUCAGGAACAUCUCUUUCAAUGACAAAAAGUUUGUCAUUAAGCCCAUCGACAAGAAGGCACCUGACUUUGUGUUCUAUGCUCCCCGCCUGAGAAUUAACAAGCGGAUCCUACAGCUCUGUAUGGGGAACCACGAGCUCUACAUGCGCCGUCGGAAGCCUGACACCAUCGAGGUGCAGCAGAUGAAGGCCCAGGCACGAGAGGAGAAGCACCAGAAGCAGCUGGAGCGACAACAGUUGGAAACAGAAAAGAAGAGAAGAGAGACGGUGGAGAAGGAGAAGGAGCAGAUGUUGCGGGAAAAGGAGGAGCUGAUGCUGCGCCUGCAGGACUAUGAACAGAAGACCAAGAGGGCUGAGAAAGAACUCUCUGAGCAGAUCGAGAAAGCUCUCCAGUUGGAAGAGGAGAGGAAGCGAGCCCAGGAGGAGGCUGAGCGCCUUGAGGCUGAUCGUGUGGCUGCCCUGCGGGCCAAGGAAGAGCUGGAGAGACAGGCACAGGAUCAGAUAAAGAGCCAGGAGCAGCUGGCCACAGAGCUGGCAGAGUACACUGCCAAGAUCGCACUCCUGGAGGAGGCACGGAGGCGCAAGGAGGAUGAGGUUGAAGAGUGGCAGCACCGGGCCAAAGAAGCCCAGGAUGACCUGGUCAAGACCAAGGAGGAGCUGCACCUGGUGAUGACAGCUCCACCACCCCCGCCACCCCCAGUGUAUGAGCCUGUGAAUUACCACGUGCAGGAGGGUCUGCAUGAUGAGGGGGCUGAGCCCAUGGGCUACAGUGCCGAGCUUUCUAGUGAGGGCAUCCUGGAUGACCGCAAUGAGGAGAAACGCAUCACUGAGGCCGAGAAGAACGAGCGUGUGCAACGACAGCUGCUGACUCUGAGCAAUGAGUUGUCCCAGGCCAGAGAUGAGAAUAAGAGGACCCACAAUGACAUCAUCCACAACGAGAACAUGCGGCAAGGCCGGGAUAAGUACAAGACGCUGCGGCAGAUCCGGCAGGGCAACACCAAACAGCGGAUCGACGAGUUCGAGGCCAUGUAAAGACCAGGCUGGGACUGAGGGCAUAGGGCGCCUCACAGCAGCCCAGUCACUUGGCUCUUAGUCUAGCAAUCCCCUUGACAUGUUCCAGUCCCUUAAACAGCAGUUACCCGGCAGAAGUGUUCUGGACCGGGAGCCAGCAGAAGCCUCCCUGGCUAUCUUCCCGCCUGUACAAUAGUGCCAAACAGGCCCGAUUUUUAUGACAGUUACUGAAUCACUUCCUGUUUCCUGCUUGGACCAGGAUUGCUGGGAUUCAGAUGCCUCUAAGGUCUUAAACUUCAUGCUGGCCUGUGUGACACAAGGUUCAGUCAUUAGAGACCACACUGUGGUUUACAUCUGUGCCAUCCCUUUUUUGGUUUUGAAAUGAGCUCACGUUGAUUUGUUCUUGAUUUCUAUGAAGGAUCCAUCUGUGUUUUGAGGGGUGAAAAUUAUUUUGAAAAUUGAGUCUAAAACUCGCUCCCACAUAAUGAUUUCCUUCCUCCAAACACCGGUUCAAACCGCUGACAGACUUGUGGUCUUGAGUGUACGGUACAGGACUCUGAUAAACAAAACUGUUUUCAUGCUUACCUUUAGAAUACAUUGUUGGACUUAUAUAGCUAAUGAUCUGCUAUAGAUAGUAUUUAUAUAUGUGAUAUGGGUUUGUAACAUUAGUUUUAAAAAGGGAAAGUUUUGUUCUGUAUAUUUUGUUACCUUUUACAGAAUAAAAGAAUUAAAUAUUAAAAUACCAUGUAACUCAUGGCACUUGAUCUGACGUGAAGGCAGCUGUGAAAUGAUUACCUGCUGUCAUCACAUCUGUACAAAAUGUUAGCGUUGUUUGUGCAUGUAACUGCACACUCCAAUUUUCUGUUCGUUUGAAAAAAUCCAUGCUAUGAUUUCAUUGAGACUCCAGCCAUGAAGGGACUCUGACCCAUUUAUUUCGAGUGCCUCGUUCCUACCUGAUUCUGCACUUCAUCUCCUUUUUGUGCACUGCAGACGUACACAAUAAAAGCUCUAAGGCAUUGUGCA
Nannospalax galili (Upper Galilee mountains blind mole rat) is the source of this 2878-nucleotide messenger RNA. It is a transcript of the gene Ezr, whose product is annotated as ezrin. Gene Ontology annotation, molecular function: actin binding; cell adhesion molecule binding. The record is from RefSeq and is a predicted model, not a curated record. The transcript is spliced from 14 exons. Lineage: Eukaryota; Metazoa; Chordata; Mammalia; Rodentia; Spalacidae. The coding region runs from base 116 to 1876 and encodes 586 amino acids. Gene Ontology annotation, cellular component: apical part of cell; adherens junction; microvillus. Gene Ontology annotation, biological process: regulation of organelle assembly; positive regulation of early endosome to late endosome transport; positive regulation of protein localization to early endosome.